Molecule: messenger RNA, 4488 nt
Organism: Maniola jurtina (meadow brown)
Lineage: Eukaryota; Metazoa; Arthropoda; Insecta; Lepidoptera; Nymphalidae
Gene: IleRS
Product: isoleucine--tRNA ligase, cytoplasmic
Exons: 4
Coding region: 82-3717 (1211 amino acids)
Biological process (GO): isoleucyl-tRNA aminoacylation
Molecular function (GO): aminoacyl-tRNA deacylase activity; ATP binding; isoleucine-tRNA ligase activity
Source: RefSeq, a predicted model, not a curated record
CCCCUAGUCUGUGGCUGCCUGUGACUGAUGUGGAUUUCUGCGUGGAAGUUUUAAAUUUUAAAAUAAAGGCGAUAUUUCAUCAUGUCGCUAAAAGUUGAUCGGGUUCCUGAAUAUAUAAAUUUUCCAAAAGAGGAAGAACAAGUUUUAGCAUUUUGGAAAAAAAUUGAUGCUUUCCAGACAUGUCUAAAGCAAUCAAAAAAUAAACCAAGAUAUUCCUUCUAUGAUGGGCCACCAUUUGCGACUGGGCUGCCUCAUUAUGGUCACAUCUUGGCUGGAACAAUCAAAGAUGUAGUCACACGAUAUGCCCAUCAAAAGGGUUAUCAUGUGGAAAGAAGAUUUGGUUGGGAUUGUCAUGGCCUGCCAGUCGAAUUUGAAAUUGAUAAAAGUCUAGGAAUAAAAGGACCAGAAGAUGUAGAGAAAAUGGGUAUAGACAAAUAUAAUGCUGAAUGUCGAAAAAUUGUUAUGAAGUAUGCAGAUGAGUGGGAGACUAUUAUUACACGCAUGGGGAGAUGGAUAGAUUUUAAAAAUGAUUAUAAGACUUUAUACCCAUGGUUCAUGGAAUCAGUUUGGUGGGUGUUCAAAGAACUCUACAACAAAGGUUUGGUCUAUCAAGGAGUUAAGGUAAUGCCUUAUUCCACUACAUGUUCUACCCCCCUGUCGAACUUUGAGGCUGGACAGAACUAUAAAGAUGUUGUGGAUCCGGCUGUUGUGAUCUCGUUUCCUACUGCAGAGGGAUUUUCUCUCCUCGCUUGGACCACCACUCCUUGGACUCUUCCUAGCAAUGUAGCUCUUUGUGUUAAUCCUAAAUUAACUUAUCUAAAAGUCAAAGAAAAAGCAACGGGAACUUGCUACGUCUUACAAGAGGAUAGAUUUCCUGUUGUCUUCAAAAAUGUUGAGGAUUUUGAAGUGCUUGAUAAAUUCUUAGGUGAAAAACUAAAAGGGAUAAAAUACACCCCUAUCUUUGAUUACUUUGUGGAUAAAUGCCCCAAUGGUUAUCAAGUGUUAACUGAUGGGUAUGUCACCAAUGAUUCAGGUACAGGUGUUGUUCAUCAGGCACCAUAUUUUGGUGAAGACGAUUACAGAGUUUGUUUGGCGGCUGGUAUUGUAACGAGAGACCAAGAUAUCAUAUGCCCGGUUGAUGCCAGUGGCAGAUUUGUAGCACCUGUAAAAGAUUUUGAGGGACAGUAUGUUAAAGAUGCAGAUAAAAAUAUUAUUACGAACAUCAAAGCUCGGAAUAGACUCAUACAAGCUGGACAAGUGAAGCACAGUUACCCAUAUUGUUGGCGUUCAGAGACCCCUCUCAUUUACAAGGCGGUGCCUUCUUGGUUCGUUAGAGUGGAACAAAUGAGCCAAAACCUCUUAAAAUCCAGUGAAGAAACAUAUUGGGUGCCUGAAUAUGUCAAAGAAAAACGGUUUGGGAAUUGGCUAAAAGAAGCUAGAGACUGGGCCAUAAGUAGAAAUAGAUAUUGGGGAACACCUAUCCCUCUGUGGAUAUCUCCCGACAAGCAAGAAGUAAUAUGUGUGGGCAGCAUUGCAGAGCUCAGUGCUUUGACUGGUAAAGAGAUUACAGACCUCCAUAGAGAGAGCAUUGAUCAUUUAGAAAUUCCAUCUGCAAGACCUGGCCAGCCACCACUCAAGCGAGUGCCAGAGGUGUUUGACUGUUGGUUUGAAUCAGGAUCUAUGCCCUAUGCCCAGUGUCACUAUCCUUUUGAAAACAAAAAAGAAUUUGAUGAUAUUUUCCCUGCAAACUUCAUUGCAGAAGGUAUAGACCAAACGAGAGGCUGGUUUUACACUCUGAUUGUACUGUCCACCGCUUUGUUUAACAAACCCCCAUUUAAGAAUUUGAUUGCUAAUGGUUUGAUCUUGGCAUCUGAUGGACAAAAAAUGUCAAAGAGGAAGAAGAAUUAUCCAGAUCCCUUAGAAGUUGUAUCAAAGUAUGGUGCUGAUGCAUUGAGACUUUAUCUCGUAAAUUCGCCAGUUGUGAAAGCCGAGAACCUUCGUUUCAAAGAGGAAGGUGUUAGAGAUGUCAUCAAGGAUGUAUUCUUGCCAUGGUACAAUGCAUUUAGAUUUUUAAUGCAAAAUGUUGAAAGGAUUGUUCAAGAAGACAAAGUUGACUACAGAUUUAAUGAAAAUGCAGUUAGAGAAAAUGUAAUGGACAAAUGGAUAACUUCGUUUACGCAAUCUUUGAUUCAAUUUGUGAUGACAGAAAUGGCUGCCUACAGGCUUUAUACUGUUGUACCGAGACUGACAAAAUUCAUCGACCACCUUACCAACUGGUACGUCCGAAUGAAUAGAAAGAGGCUAAAGGGUGAGAAUGGGAUCAAGGACUGUCAAGUGGCAUUGGAUACCUUGUGCGGUGUUCUGUUUGAUAUGGUGAGAGUGAUGGCUCCAUUUACUCCAUACUUGACAGAGCUCAUGUACAAGACUUUACGCCAACUGUUACCUGGAAGCUCCAUGGAAAGCGUUCAUUUUAACAUGAUACCAGAGCCAAAAUUGAAUUUCGUAGAUAUGAAUAUCGAAAGAGCAGUACAAAGAAUGCAAUCUGUGAUUGAACUCGGGCGAGUUUUGAGAGACAGAAAAACAAUUCCAAUCAAAUACCCUCUACCUGAAAUGGUUGUAAUACAUCAGGAUCAAACUUAUUUGGAUGAUAUUAACACCUUGUUGAACUAUGUUUUGGAAGAAAUUAACAUAAAGAAAGUGGAACUUUCGAGUGACAAAGAAAAAUAUGGUAUAACAUUAAGAGUAGAGCCAGACCAUAAAAUACUUGGUGCUCGACUGAAAGGCGAUUUUAAAGCUGUAACACAAGCUUUAAAAGACCUCAACAAUGAGCAAUGUGAAAAAUUUGUUGCCGACGGUUUCGUUGAACUCAUGGGCCAGCGUGUCGACCUCUCUGAAGUGAGAGUUAUAUUUCAAGCUCAAGGCAACGAUCAAUACGAGGCUCACAGUGACAAUGACGUGUUGAUCUUAUUAAAUGUUACGCCCGAUCAGAGCAUGCUUGACGAAGGAUUUGCCAGAGAAAUCAUAAACAGGUUACAGAAGCUCAGGAAAAAAGCGCAUUUGGUACCAACCGAUGAGGUUGACGUCUAUUUCUCAGUUAACAAGGAAAGUGACAUUUUGCGUAUAAUAAACUCACAUCGCGAUCUCAUCGAAAGUACGGUUAAAGCGCCUUUGAAAUUUAUCGAUGAACUGUCGCCUUCCAAACCGCUUAUAAUUCAAGAAACUCAGGACCUGAAAGGUUCACAGCUGAAGUUGGUUAUUACUUGGCGAAAGGAGGUAGAACUACCUUCGAAUCCUUGGGCUAAUAUCAUUUUACAAAAUAUUACACCGCGGUUUGGUGUAAAUACAAAUCAAGGAAGCAUCAUUCUUAAAAGUAAAGAUAAGAAUAUAAACCUGGACAGUUUGUAUAGGGAGGUGGAAAUUUUAUUUGGCCUGUAUGGAAUGAAGUUUACAUUGUGGUGUGAUGGGGUUGAAGUAAAGGAGACUGUUGAUUUAAAUACAAAGAGCAUUGUAGUUUCGCCCACAAAACCUAAAGACGUUGAAUCACAGAGUAGUCCUUUUUGUAAGUUCGUAAAUAUUGCUAAUGGUUCAAAGUCUGCUACCCUCUUUGUAGAGAAUCCACGAGGUAAUACAACAUUAAAUGAGAAGAAAGCUGUGCAGUCUCUAUUGGAUAAUUUAGGAAUAAAAUUGACUGAUAAAGAUAUGAAGAUCUUCAACUGAGUAAUUUGUUUAUUUUAGUCCCAUCAUAAAGUGAAGUACCUCUUCUUGUAGUAAAGUAGAUAUCCAAACUUCCUCACUAGUUUUUGCUCUAACAAAAUAGGUACUUACAUUUGAUCUAUAAUUGUGUAGCUAAGUCCUCUCGGUUCGUCAAGAGGUUCGUAAAUCGUCAAGUCAAACAGCGUUUACGUGUUCGAAUUUACGCAGAAAAUAACAUUCAUACCGCAAACAGCGUUCUGGUACAACACACGGCGCAAAUAUUUAUUGGUGUAGAGGCAAUAUUGAGCAUAAAAAUCUUAGUUGAAAAUUGUUUUAUUUAUUUACCGAUGUAAGAAGCUUGGCUGAAGAUGUAUAAAACUUAGGGUCGAUUCACAUUGACAGAGUCGAAGCGAAUGGUAUGUAGCGACAAUUUAAAAUUUGCAUAUUGAGCUCCACAACAUAGUGCACUUCACACUUACUUCUACCGAGAAAAGAAGUAGGCAAAUUCGGUCGAAUAUACGCAUCAUUUUUUUGAGAGCGAUUGCUACCCCUCGCUUUACGUCAUAAAUGUCUAUGCUAUUUAGAAGCUAAUUUACUUUUUAGCAAAAUCUUAAUACGCGCGUAUUCGCUGUAACUGUGAAGAAUAGAAACUUCGCUUCGACAGUGUCAGUCUGAAUCAACCUUUACUUUCACUAGUCAAAGAACUUGAGACUAAAUACAAGUAAACUACAGUAUUGUAGCAUCUGUAAAUUGGACUUGUGAAUUUAUUAUAAUAAAUAAUGUUUUCAUACUCUA